Messenger RNA from Archocentrus centrarchus (flier cichlid), 1886 nucleotides. RefSeq names its product actin alpha 2, smooth muscle (gene acta2). The coding region runs from base 186 to 1319 and encodes 377 amino acids. Lineage: Eukaryota; Metazoa; Chordata; Actinopteri; Cichliformes; Cichlidae. The record is from RefSeq and is a predicted model, not a curated record. The transcript is spliced from 9 exons.
GCCCCCGCCCCCACAUCCCAGCAGGCCCUGCACUGCCACGGUAAGACCUCCACCACCUCUUAUUCACCUCCACCACUACCUCCUCUUCACCUCCAUCACCUACUCUUCACCUCCUCAGCUCUCUGCAUCUCUGUUGUGACUCGGUGUUGUAGUGUUGUUGCCCGUCCACAGCGCCCCCUGCAGUCAUGUGUGAUGACGAGGAGAGCACCGCUCUGGUCUGUGAUAACGGCUCCGGUCUUUGUAAGGCCGGAUUCGCUGGAGACGACGCCCCCAGAGCCGUCUUCCCCUCCAUCGUGGGCCGGCCCCGGCACCAGGGAGUGAUGGUGGGCAUGGGGCAGAAGGACAGCUACGUGGGUGACGAGGCUCAGAGUAAGAGAGGAAUCCUGACUCUGAAGUACCCCAUCGAACAUGGCAUCAUCACCAACUGGGAUGACAUGGAGAAGAUCUGGCACCACUCGUUCUACAAUGAGCUGCGAGUGGCUCCAGAAGAACAUCCCACCCUGCUGACCGAGGCGCCACUCAACCCCAAAGCUAACAGGGAGAAGAUGACGCAGAUCAUGUUCGAGACCUUCAAUGUUCCCGCCAUGUACGUAGCCAUCCAGGCCGUCCUGUCACUGUACGCCUCGGGACGUACCACAGGUAUUGUCCUGGACUCAGGUGAUGGUGUCACCCACAAUGUGCCGAUAUAUGAGGGCUACGCUCUGCCUCACGCCAUCAUGAGGUUGGACCUGGCAGGACGCGACCUCACCGACUACCUCAUGAAGAUCCUGACCGAGCGAGGCUACAGCUUUGUCACCACAGCGGAGAGGGAGAUCGUGCGGGACAUCAAGGAGAAGCUAUGCUAUGUGGCUCUGGACUUUGAGAAUGAGAUGGGGACAGCGGCCACCUCGUCCUCGCUGGAGAAGAGCUACGAGCUUCCCGACGGGCAGGUCAUCACCAUUGGCAAUGAGAGGUUCCGCUGCCCUGAGACGCUCUUCCAGCCCUCCUUCAUUGGUAUGGAGUCGGCUGGUAUCCACGAGACCACCUACAACAGCAUCAUGAAGUGUGACAUCGACAUCCGUAAAGACCUGUACGCCAACAACGUGCUGUCUGGGGGAACUACCAUGUACCCGGGAAUCGCAGACCGCAUGCAGAAGGAGAUCACCGCUCUGGCUCCCAGCACCAUGAAGAUCAAGAUCAUUGCCCCCCCUGAGAGGAAGUACUCUGUGUGGAUCGGUGGCUCCAUCCUGGCCUCGCUCUCCACCUUCCAGCAGAUGUGGAUCAGCAAGCAGGAGUACGAUGAAGCCGGGCCCUCCAUCGUCCACCGCAAGUGCUUCUAAAGGCUGCGUCCGGGUCUUCAUGUCCCGCCCCCUUGCCUUCAGCACCAACUUUAUUUUAACCUGCACUGAGCACCCGCUAAGACCCCCAGAUCAGCUCCCAAAAACAGCCCCACAGAGACAGCAGGAAGUCAGAGAGCGCUCUAACGUCUUUAAAGUCAGAGGACAGUAAGUGAUGUGUUUGGUGCCUUCAGGUGUUUUUGGUGAACUGACCCUUUAAACAUUCAGAACUUCCAUCAGAAAGUCAAACAUCCUCCCUCUCCGCUCACCUUCAAACUGUGAAUGUGCCGCUUGUCCUCCAUCUGUAACCCCAGUCCCGCCACCCCCACAUUCCACCUGUGGCCCCGCCCCCUCUGACCUCCAUGUUGGUGCUGUUUCUUGUCAAAGUGCAUUUUUAUUUUUGAUGAAUAAAGCUUGAAUGUUGGCUGCUGGAGUCUUCUUCUAUCAAUCACAUUCACACAAUGUUCUGAUGUCACUACUGUUGAACUCUGGGUAGGUGUGCCCUCAGGUGGUGAUGUGAACAUGGAACUGGCAGUCAAAUGAAGACAAUAAAGCGCUCUCAUACCUAAA